GAGCACGCAAACUAAAAUUAACAGUAACCCUUAGGCCUAUAUGCAUUGGGUGGCGCUGUGGAGCGUGCAGUGGAAACCAGUUGAUUGUGUUUGAUGACAAAAUGGCAUCCUCUGCAUCUAAGCGUAGCGAAGUUUGGAAAUACUUUCAUCAAAAUGAUCAUCACGUAGUGUGCAAAAUCUGUCAAGCGAAACUGAGUUACCACAACAGCACCUCUACAAUGAGGAAUCAUCUUAAGUGCAAACACCGAAAUAUAAUAAUUGACGAACCUAGUAAUGAAGACACACAGCUGCCCAUCACCACGUUCGUGACUUCAAGUAGGCGGAGAUGUACCCCCGAGCGAGCCGAGAAGACCACUCAGCUCAUAGCAAAAAUGAUCUCAAGAGAUAUGCUUCCUUUAAGUUUUGUCGAGGGGGAAGGUUUUAAGGAAGUCUUGCAGUUUCUUGAACCAGAUUAUGACAUUCCUUCAUGGAGAACCAUAACAGCGAGAAUAGAGCUUCAACAUGAGAGUUCGGUUUCCAAACUCAAAUCUACUUUGGCGACAGUAGACUUCGUGGCCAUUACAUCUGACAGUUGGACAGCAUUAACCACAGAGUCCUAUGUCACUAUAACGUGCCAUUUUAUUGCUGAUACUAAGGUGAACAGUUACGUCCUGCAAACCCGAGCAAUGGAAGUGCGACACUCGGGUGCCAACCUGGCAGACUAUUUGAAGACAUCUGUAGAGCAAUGGGGCCUGGACGGCAAAGUGGUCGCGUGCGUGCACGAUAACGCAAGUAAUAUGAUAGCCGCAAACAGAGACAUGAACUGGGAAUCUGUACCUUGUUUCGCGCACACACUUCAAUUGGCCAUCAAUGAUAUAUUUAAAGCUGCAAGCAUGAAUAGACUAAUUGGUGCAUGUAGCAGACUUGUAGGACAUUUCCAUCACAGCAUGAUCGCCUCAAAUGCACUCAACAAAAACAAAGACCGUUAGAACUGCCUUUGCACAAACUUGUGCAAUACUGCAAAACACGUUGGAAUUUGGCUGCUGAUAUGCUCGCGCGUUUACAUGAACAGCGCUGGGCCAUCAUCGCCGUGCUCUCUGACAGGACUGUAACCAAACUGGCGGAUGCUAAAACCCUGGAGUUAAUCGAUGAUCACUGGCAGACAAUUGAGGAGAUGUUACAUGUCCUCCAGUCUCUCAAAACGGCAAGUGAAGCACUGGGUGGCAAAAAAUACGUGUCUGUCUCCAUGGUGUAUCCACUUGUGCAAAGCCUUCUAUGCAGGUUCGUCUAGUUCUAACGAAUGAAUGAAUAUAAGUUAAUAAUUUGUUCAGAUUCCUUUGAUGUUGAUUACUGUUUUUUUUUUUCUAAAUUAUUUUAUCUUUUUUUCUCUCUCUAUUUUUUUAAUAUAAGCAAAUAAAUUCAAACGAAUAACAUGUAGCUACAUUACUUUGAUGAGUGACUCCAGUCAGGAUUUAUUUAAAAGAUCACUUACAAAAUAAAUUAUAUACUGAAGAA
This is a messenger RNA of Tachysurus vachellii, 1494 nucleotides long. Its product is annotated as zinc finger BED domain-containing protein 4-like. Gene Ontology annotation, molecular function: DNA binding. The transcript has a single exon. The record is from RefSeq and is a predicted model, not a curated record. Bases 102 to 968 code for a protein of 288 amino acids. Lineage: Eukaryota; Metazoa; Chordata; Actinopteri; Siluriformes; Bagridae.